This is a messenger RNA of Oreochromis niloticus (Nile tilapia), 3807 nucleotides long. RefSeq lists its product as uncharacterized. Bases 551 to 2083 code for a protein of 510 amino acids. NCBI's taxonomy places the organism in Eukaryota, Metazoa, Chordata, Actinopteri, Cichliformes, Cichlidae. The transcript has 2 exons. The record is from RefSeq and is a predicted model, not a curated record.
CCGACAGCUGUGUGUAAAGCAAGUUGAAAACGGUGAUAAAGUCCUGCAGAGCAUCGAUCCUGCAGAGGGUCUGUGUAGCAAAUAGUGGGGAAAAAAAGAUGUGAGAGAGGCUGAUGCAAGUGAAGAGAGCGUGGAAAAUGCCACAGAGAAGAGCUUCUGUGUCAGUGGUGAAAAUGGUUUUAGGGUAAAUGUAGAAGAAGGAUGAAUCAAAAUUAAAAACAAAAAACACAUUUCUCAUUGAUGUAUGAAUUUAAUUGUAAAAUUCUGAGAGCCUGUUCGUUGUGGGCGGGACUUAUUUUCAACGAGCCAGUGGGCGGGGCUUGUCUAAGACAUAAAAGGAAAGAGAAUCAGGCCUGACGUCACAGUCAACACAAGUCCAUAUAUAGACAGAUGAAACCGCACACAGGACAAGCACGUUUCUUACCUCCAGUCACGAGCAAGUCUCUAAACGAACUUUAGUUCUGCUACAGACAACUUCAAACCCUGAUUCAUAUCUGAAUAUCUGACUCAUUGUACCACGGUAGAUUUGUUUCACAGUUAAAUAUCACAAAUGAGCUACCAGAGAGGAAAACCAAAAUUUGUGUACAUUCUCCCACAGAGUAAACUCUACAACUUUAUUCGGGCUAGGAAAGCCUUCGAAAACACUAUGUCUGAGACACUCAAACAGCUGAAUGCCCAAAUUUUAAUGUUAAGCACCAAGCCGGACCAAAAUGAGAACCGAGCUGGAAAACUCACUGAUCAAUCAGCUUCACGCAAAGUUCAAAUGAGCAGCGCCGCCAAAGGAAAAGGGGAUCAGACUUGUUCAGAUCAGGAAAAGACCAGAAACUUUGACCUUGAGAUGAACCGUCUUAAAGAGCAGCUUCAGCAGAGGGACAGUGAAAUCCUGAUCCUGAAACAGGAGAAGGACAGUCUGUCUGCUGAGCUCACGCAGCUUCAGAAACAUGAAGGAAAUCUGAAAGAAACUCUGUGGAAUGCUCUGUGGAAAGAACAAACACAGAGAGAGAGUCUGGACCGGGAGAAAAAAGUCCUGGAAGAAGAAAAAAAGAAACUCCUGGAAGAGCAGAAAGUGGUGAACGACACAAAAGAAAAACUGAAAAAGGCCAUGUCAAAAUUUAAGGAAGCAAACAAAGCAUUUAAAAAAGAACAGAAAGAACUGGAGGAGGCCAUGAAAGCUCUGCACCCACAGAGUGAAAAGAGAGAAACUUCUACACAGGAUCAUCAGGAAGCAUCUGGGACAACACAGAAGAAAAUCUUCACAGCUGACAAACAAGACUUUGAUAAAAUAGAACCUUGUCCCCUGGAAAUGCCUGUGAAGCCAGCAGACUCUGGCUCAGAUUUAAGUCCUUCUGACAUCAGUCUGGUCAUUAGGGAUUAUUGUCUGAUUGGGGAAAAGUUGUGUGUCAACAGACUGAUCCAGUUGGUGGUUUUUCAGGCCAUAGAAAAAGUCUCCUCUAAACACAAGUUCUUCACAGAGCGCCUCACUCCUGACUGCAUCAGCGAUCGCCUGAUUCAGAAAAUCUGGCCUGAAAUUAAGAAGAAACAUUUGGAUUUGUCCCCAAAACGGCUGAAAAAUCUAGACAAGGCCAUUCUCAAGGAUCUAUGCAAAGCACACAGCUGCAAGGACAAAUAUUUGAUUUUUAAUCUGAGGGAACAGCUUGAUAAUAUUACUGUCCCAGCCUUCACCAAAAAGCUGCUGUCAUUACCAAGAAGAGUCCUCAGUGUCUCUAAAAACAGGGAAGAGUACAAGGAUGUGGUGAAAAAUGUCACUAAAGAUCUGGUAAUGCACGCUAUGAGCCAAGAAAAUGAUACAACGGAUCCAGGAACAUCUGAGUUUAUUAUACAGAAGCUUUCCCAUAAGAUCUGGAACAAAAUUUUGUCCAAAAACUACACAAUGUCCUUGGAGAACAUUGAACAACUCGCCCUGACAGUAUACAACGAACUUAACAAAAAGUGGCCUUCUCCAGUAUUCUCAAUGAAGUUGAGCAACCCAGCGGUUGACAAAGAAAUUGUCAGCAGCUUCAAAAAACAUGCCAAACUGAGGAGCCAAAACUUUAUUUUUAGGGCUUUCUCAUGUGCACGCUAAAAUUCAACUGACACGUGCAUGCGAUUAUGUGACAAAACUCUUAAAGUGGCUUAAAAUAUUCAUUUAAAUUUGGCAUCUAAAUUUAAUUUUCAAACCAGAGUGGUUAAAGAGAACCACUCUUCUUCUCCCAACUUCCUUCCCAUAUCACCAACUGGCCGAGGCAGAUGGCCACCCCAUCCCAGAGCCUGGGUCUGUCGAAGGUUUCUCUCUUUUAAAAGAGUUUUUCCUUCCCACUGUCGCCAAAGUGCUUGCUCUAGGGGGUUGGAGUUUUUGUGCAUUAUUGUAGGGUCUUGACCUUACAAUAUAAAGCACCAUGAGGGAAGUGUUGUUGGAGUUUGGUGCUGUUUCUUAGCUCAAAAUGUCCAAUUACAACAGGACAUUUUGAGUUCAGAAAUAGCACCAAAUCACAAAUUAAAAAAAUAAAACAAAUAAAAUAAAAUAAACCUUUGAAUUUGUGCUUCGUUUUAUUUGCUGUAAAUUUAGAUUAGAAUAUUGUGUCUCAAUAUCAUGUAUCAUAGCAUCAUUUCCUAAUUUGAAGUGGAUGUCAUAGUAUUGUCUUUCUGUAUGUGUGUACAAACCGUACACACCGGUGUGAGAAAACAGAAGAUAAAUAAAGUAUAACCUGUGUUUGACGUUAGCUGGUUACAUUUGUUUAGAUAUUCUACUUUACGUGUUCCAGAUCGCUUUGCCCAGAUGGCUUCCUGUAUUUGAAGAUAUUUACAAGUAUUUCUAGUAGGGGUGGGCGAUACAUUGAAUAUACUCAAUGAUUUUAGCCACUAUAUGGUUGAAAAUAACACUUGGGGGGGUUUUUUAGGUUAUUUAGAUAUAUCGUGAAACGGCAAAAAAGAAAUAUUCUGAUUUGAGAUUUUCCUCACAUUGCCCAGCCCUAAUUAUUUGCACACAAUACAACAGGCAAUACGCUAUAGUAUAAAGAAACAUUUGUGCUGAUGUAUGGCUUGGAAGCCCCAAUGUCAAAAUGGGUGACGCCGACUAAGGUGAUCAGGAAUGACCGAAAUAAGAUCACGUGGGAGGUGGGUCACGUGGAUGGCUUCAGUUGUCACAGCUGUACCACAUCCAGCUGUUAACCUGAGUGAAUCAUGAUGAGCCCAUAAGAAACAGCAGUCAGCUGCUCUGGAGUCUGUGUUGCAACAUCAGGCGUGUGGCUGUUUUACACACAGUGUGUGUGACCUCUGUCAUACAAACAUGAAUGACAAAACAAUACUGAAAGUAGUAAGAAGUGUGGGAAAACUGCACGGAAGGUGUUUCAGCGAAGAAGUUUUCUAUAUGACGUUAUCAGUCUCUCACAUCAUUGCGAAGGAAUUUUGACCCACUCUUUUACACCACACAACGUUGCUUUGGUUCAUCAAGUUAUCCUAAGUUUCUCUUGUGUACAGCUCUCUCACGGUUCUGCCACAGCAUUUAAAUUAAAUCGAAUCUGGACUUCAUGGCUGGCCCAUUCAAACGUUCAAUUGUUUUUCAGCCAUUCUGUUGUAGAUCUGCUGCUGUGCAAAUACAUAGAGAAAGAGAACAAUGGUGUUCUCCUGGUAACCAUUGAAAAAAAUAAUUGUUCAGCCCUUUUCUAAUUGAACUGUCAUUAAUAUUUAACAUGCUAACUGAUGCCUGUGGAGUUUGAGGUGUAGCUAUUGGGGGAUUUGCAGUUUUUCUGAGCAUUGCACAAUCUGGCUUUAGUAUGAAUUUUGUCCUGAGAGGGGUAAGAUUCUGUU